AUGAUUUGUAGAAUUUAUUUUAUUAAUAUGGCGGAUGAGGUAGCUGAUGAAGUUAAUCUAUGGGUAGAAAAGCAAACGAACAGGCUUAUCAAACAACUCCUUCCUCCUAACUCAGUUAACAAUCUGACAUGGCUAAUCUUUGCAAAUGCAAUCUACUUUAAGGGAGCAUGGCUCGAGAAGUUCAACCGCUCAUCCACAGUAGAUGCCGAUUUCCAUCUCCUUGAUGGCAGCACAAUUACCGUUCCUGUCAUGACGAACGGCAAAACACAAUUUGUGUGUCAAUAUGAUGGUUUCAAAGUACUACAACUUCUCUACUUACAAGGUGAAGAUCACCGAGAGUUUGCAAUGUACUUUUACCUUCCGGAUGAAAAAGACGGGCUCCCAUCUUUAGUAGACAAAAGUAUAGACAAUAAAGGUUAA
Helianthus annuus (common sunflower) is the source of this 420-nucleotide messenger RNA. Its product is annotated as serpin-ZX-like. Bases 1 to 420 code for a protein of 139 amino acids. Gene Ontology annotation, molecular function: serine-type endopeptidase inhibitor activity. NCBI's taxonomy places the organism in Eukaryota, Viridiplantae, Streptophyta, Magnoliopsida, Asterales, Asteraceae. The record is from RefSeq and is a predicted model, not a curated record. The transcript has 2 exons.